Puccinia graminis f. sp. tritici CRL 75-36-700-3 is the source of this 2163-nucleotide messenger RNA. RefSeq lists its product as uncharacterized. The record is from RefSeq and is a predicted model, not a curated record. Gene Ontology annotation, cellular component: Golgi membrane. Gene Ontology annotation, biological process: intracellular protein transport; vesicle-mediated transport. The transcript is spliced from 8 exons. The coding region runs from base 1 to 2163 and encodes 720 amino acids. Lineage: Eukaryota; Fungi; Basidiomycota; Pucciniomycetes; Pucciniales; Pucciniaceae.
AUGGACUUACUCAAAUCGAUUCAAAACUACAUCAACAAGAUGAUCAACCAAUCACCUGGGAUCAAAGUACUCCUACUAGACUCAGACACUACUGCUAUCAUCUCACUAGCUGCCACCCAAUCCAACCUAUUGGAACACGAGAUCUAUCUCACCGAUUCGAUCGCCAACACUAAUAGGGACCCAAUGCACCAUCUCAAGUGUAUAUGCUUCCUAAGACCGACGGCUGAGAGCUUGAAGGCGAUGGAAGAAGAACUCCGGAAUCCUCGUUACAAGGAGUAUUGGCUCUAUUUCAGCAAUAUCCUCAAAAAAUCAGAGAUCGAAAUGUUGGCUGAGGCGGACGAACGUGAGCUCGUAAGAGAGGUUCAGGAAUACUUCGCCGAUUACGCGCCGAUCACUUCCUCCCACUUCUCACUAAACUUACAACCCUACAAUCCUCCACAAAAUUCUCAUCAACCCACAACGAUCUCAUUAUCCUCACUAGUUGCCCAACCCACAACCCCCCCAGCCAAGAAACCAUCCCAUCGCUCGUUGCCCCUCUUUGGCGAUUCGACCUCCACCUGGAAUAUCUCUACCGGCGCACUCGAACGGCAUGUCCAAUGUUUAAGCGCCUUGUGUCUCAGCUUGAAGAAGAAACCGGUGAUCCGUUAUGCAAAGAUGAGCAAGAUGGCUAAAAAACUAGGCCAAGAACUACAGUAUCAGAUGCAGAGUGAACAUCAAUUGUUUGACUUUAGAUUGACUCAUCCAUCGCCGGUCCUACUGAUACUCGAUCGUAAACACGAUCCAGUCAGUCCACUCUUAACACAAUGGACCUAUCAAGCGAUGGUACAUGAAAUCCUAGGAAUCGACAAUGGACGGGUAGAUCUUUCGGGGGCGCCGGAGAUCCGCGCGGAGUUAAAGGAGAUUGUGCUGAGCACGGAACAGGACCCGUUCUUUGCGAAGAACUUGUAUGCGAACUUUGGUGACCUCGGCGCCUCGGUGAAGGCCUACGUCUCGGAAUACCAGACCAAGACGGUCUCCUCCAAACUGGUGGCUGGCAAGAUCGAUACCGUCCAAGACAUGAAACGCUUCUUGGAGGAAUAUCCCGAGCAUCGGAAGCUCAGUGGCAACGUCAGUAAACACGUCUCUCUGGUCGGCGAAUUGAGUCGCUUGGUCGGAGAGUUGAAGUUGUUGGAGGUCAGCGAACUCGAACAGAGUUUGGCUGCCAACGAAAGUCAUGGAUCAGAUCUUAAAAAUGUUCGCGAGAUGAUCGCGUCACCUCAGAUCAACACAGAUGCGAAGCUAAGACUAGCAUUACUGUAUGCGUUACGCUACCAAAAAUUCAAUGGGAACUGUAUAGUCGGGAUAGUCGAAUUACUGAAACAAUACUCGGUAUCCGAACAAGAUGCCCGACUGGUAUAUGUGAUGUUGAACUUUGCGGGGCAGGAGGAACGACAGGACGAUCUGUUCUCGAAUGCGAAUUUUUUCAGCCGGGGCAAGUCGGCAUUGAAAGGCCUGAAAGGGGUCGAGAACGUGUACACCCAACAUACCCCGCCCCUGGUCGAAACGGUCGAGCAAUUGUUGAAGGGUCGAUUGAAGGAGACCGGCUAUCCGAUCCUCGAUCCCCCUGCCGACCCCGCUAAAAACUACCACUCUUCUUCUUCGGCGGCAAACAAUCAAUCUUCUUCCGCUGCUGCUGCCCAGAAUUUGCCUACGAGGCCGAUCGAAGUCGUCGUCUUCGUCGUCGGCGGAUCUACCUAUGAGGAGGCCCGAAGUAUCGCCCUCCUCAACGAUCGGCUCGCCUCCGGAGUCGGCUUCUCUGGCCCUGGUCCGCAACCGCAAUUAGGUGCUCGAGUGAUCUUGGGCGGAACAUAUGUCCACAACUCUAGAACGUUCUUGGAUUGGCUGCGCGAUCUGGGGACGAAGUAUCCGGAAUACACGGAACCGAAGCCGAGUCUGAUCGCCAGUGGUUCGAGCCAAGGAGACAUGAGCUUUGGGGAUGGCGGAUUCAACCUCCAACUGGGCAACUUAUCAGUCAAUGUCGGCUCUGGGGCUGGUGGGAGUGGGGUUAAUGGAGCCGGAUCUAGGCCGGUUGCCGCUGGGCUCGAGGAGUUCGGCGACGCCGCCGUCGACGGCGUUCGUAAUCUGUUUGGUAGGGUCCGCAAGGGCGUCGUCGGCGGCUUCUGA